CAGAACAGGAGAGAGAGGGAUGGCCUGGUUUACCUUUUACCUCCUGAACCUUCUCUGGGCUACGGCUGGGACCAGCACCCAGACCCGAAGCUCAUGCUCUGUUCCCCCAGCACAGCAGCCCUUGGUUAACAGUAUGCAAGUGCUUAUGGAGAACUCUGUGACCCACUCAACCUACCCCAACCCCAGCGUCCUGAUUGCCAUGAACCUGGCUGGACCCUACAACCUGGAGGCCCAGAAGCUCCUGACUCACCAGCUCAUGGCCACUGACACAGCUGAUAUGACCGUUGGUCAGCUUGCACUCACCAUCAUGGCCCUCACCUCCUCCUGCCGGGACCCUGGGAAUAAAGUGUCCACUCUACAGAGACAAAUGGAGACCUGGGAACCUUCAAGCCCCAACGCUGAGGCUUCAAGCUUCUAUGGGCCCAGUCUGGCGAUCUUGGCACUGUGCCAGAAGAACCCUGAGACAACCUUACCAAUAGCAGCCCGUUUUGCCAAGACCCUGCAGGCCAAUUCCUCUCCCUUCAAUGUAGACACUGGAGCAAUGGUGACCUUGGCUCUGACCUGUAUGUACAACAAGAUCCCUGUAGGAUCAGAGGAAGGUUACAGAACCCUGUUUGGUCAGGUACUAGAGAAUACUGUGGAGAAUAUCAGCAAAAGGAUCAAAAACAAUGGAAUCAUUGGGGACAUCUAUAGUACUGGCCUUGCAAUGCAGGCUCUCUCCGUGACACCUAAGCAACCUAACAAGGAAUGGAACUGCAAGGAGACUAUGGAUGUAGUGCUUAAUGAGAUUAAGCUGGGAAAAUUUCACAACUCCAUGUCCAUUGCCCAAAUCCUCCCUUCCCUGAAAGGGAAGACAUACCUAGAUGUGCCCUACACGUCUUGUAGCCCUGAUCCUGAGGUACAUCCAACUCUACCCAACCAUCCUACUCCUGUCCCCACCAUAGCAUCCAACAUCACUGUCAAAUACACCAUCAAUAACCAGCUAAGGGGAGUGGAGCUGUUCUUCAAUUUCACCAUAGAUGUUAGCGUGAAAAGUGGGUCUGUGCUACUUGUGGUCCUAGAAGAAGCACAACGCAAAAAUUCCACAUUCAAAUUUGAAACCACAAUGACAUCCUGGGGCCCUGUUGUUUCUUCUAUCAACAAUAUCGCUGAAAAUGUGAAUCAUAAGACGUAUUGGCAGUUCCUCAGUGGCAAGACACCUUUGAAUGAAGGAGUUGCUGACUAUAUACCUUUCAAUCAUGAGCAUAUCACAGCUAAUUUCACCCAGUAUUAAGGACGAAGUGAGUUCAGAUUCUAUUUAAUAUCUCCAAAGGAUGGCUGAAAUUCUACGGUCAUACCAUAUUCCUGGUUUAAAAAAAAAAACUAAAUAUGGAAACCAUAUGUAGAAUAAAUGAUGAUGCAAACUUCUCUAGAGUUGUACCAUCUGUAACCCAUGAAAAUAAAGUACAGCCUC
Molecule: messenger RNA, 1453 nt
Organism: Myotis davidii
Lineage: Eukaryota; Metazoa; Chordata; Mammalia; Chiroptera; Vespertilionidae
Gene: CBLIF
Product: gastric intrinsic factor
Exons: 9
Coding region: 20-1273 (417 amino acids)
Biological process (GO): cobalamin transport
Molecular function (GO): cobalamin binding
Source: RefSeq, a predicted model, not a curated record